Sabethes cyaneus is the source of this 1725-nucleotide messenger RNA. RefSeq lists its product as uncharacterized. The transcript has 2 exons. Bases 1 to 1725 code for a protein of 574 amino acids. Lineage: Eukaryota; Metazoa; Arthropoda; Insecta; Diptera; Culicidae. The record is from RefSeq and is a predicted model, not a curated record.
AUGACCGAUCCAUCCGCAGCGGCAGGAGCCCAACAGCAGCAAAGCUAUAAUCAGAUGUUGCUUCAAAUCCUGUCCCAGCAGCAGCAGCUGAUGGCUCAGCUCACGCAUCAGUUUUCUGCGACACAGAUCGCCAUGAAAUCGCUAGCGAGAGACGAGAUAGCCUUGGAUUCGCUCUCCAGCAAUAUAGUUGAGUUUGCCUAUGAUCCGGAGCACGGAUCCACCUUCGACACGUGGUACUCGAGGUAUGCUGAUUUAUUCGACAAAGAUGCCAGCAGCCUGGAUGACGAUGCGAAGGUCCGACUUCUGAUGCGGAAAUUGAAUCCAGCAGCGCACGAGCGGUAUAGCAGUUUCAUCCUCCCAAAGCAGACGAAAGAUUUUUCGUUCGCGCAGACCAUUGAGAAGCUGAAAGCUAUUUACGGAUCGCCAGUGUCAAUUUUUCAUCGCCGAUAUCAGUGUCUUCAAACAGUCAAAGAAGAUGCAGAUGACUUUGUGACAUAUUCUUGCAAAGUUAACAAGUCGUGUGUUGACUUUAAACUUCGUGACUUGUCUGAGGAGCAGUUUAAAAGUCUAAUUUUUGCCUGUGGAUUAAAGUCACCGAAAGAUUCCGACAUACGCAUGCGGUUGAUUACGAAGCUCAACGAGACGGCAGAUAUCUCACUGGAGAAAAUUGUAGAAGAAUGCAAGCAGCUAACGAAUCUGAAGCAGGACAACAUUCUGGUGGAGAAUGCGCAUGCAGCAGCAGUGCGAGCAGUGCAUCAAAACCGAUUCGUGAAGCAGAAAAAUAAACCACAAAGUUCCGGUAACAAACCAAAUAGUGAGCUACCCAGGACCCCGUGCUGGUCUUGCGGAGGCAUGCAUUAUACAAAAGAUUGCCAAUACCGUGAACACCUGUGCCGUGACUGUAAGAAGAAGGGGCAUAAGGAAGGCUAUUGCGGUUGUUUUUCGAAGAAGCCUGCGAAGAAGAAAUUCGAGCCGAGAAAGCAAAAGGACGUGAACGUUGUGUCGGUCAAAAACGUUAGCCAGAGACGGAAGUAUGCUGAAGUUCAGAUCAACAAAGUACCAGUCCAAAUGCAAGCCGAUUCAGCGUCGGAUAUCACUAUCAUUUCCGAUGCGACAUGGAAGCGGAUUGGACAACCACAGGGUGAUACUCCGUCAUGCGACGCUAGAACUGCUUCAGGAGAGCCACUCAAUCUCGCUUUGGAAUUUUGGUGUGACGUUGAGCUCAGUGGCAUCAAUAAACGAGGUUCCGAUUGGAUGGAGUUGUUUAAUCUGUGGGACGUACCAAUCAGCCAGUUUUGCCACAGAAUCAACGACCAGUCGGAACAAGGUAUCGAAGCAAUACAAGAUCGUUUUCCGAAGGUGUUCACCGAGAAAAUGGGCCUCUGCACAAAAACGAAAAUCCAGUUCACUCUGAAAGGAGACACGAAACCAGUUUUUCGACCCAAGCGUCCUGUAGCAUACAGUGUGCAAGUAGCAGUCGAAGAGGAAAUCCAGCGUCUUUUGCGUUUGGGUAUUCUUAAGCCGGUUGAGCAUUCGGAAUGGGCCGCGCCUAUCGUUGUUGUGCGGAAACCGAAUGGACGCCCUGUAAGAAUUCUCGACCCGACAUCAAGUCGACAUCAACUCCACAGUUCUGCUUGUCAACUCAACAUCGAGUCGACAUGUCGACCCGUUUCGAAUCCAUUGUCGGGCUAUUUUGCAACAAAAAUGUCGGAACUGUCGGGUUGA